Molecule: messenger RNA, 3162 nt
Organism: Ascochyta rabiei
Lineage: Eukaryota; Fungi; Ascomycota; Dothideomycetes; Pleosporales; Didymellaceae
Exons: 2
Coding region: 1-3162 (1053 amino acids)
Source: RefSeq, a predicted model, not a curated record
AUGCCAGCAUGCUUCACCGCCCCACCGCAGCUUGUCGAUAUGUUGCGACGCCUGAGCAGGCAGCUGAACGAUGAAAGAGACAGCAUCAAACUUGAAAGGAGGACAAGCAAGAGGGAACGGAUCUCGCGAUUCUUUCGUUCGAGGAAACAAAAGCCAAAGCAGUACGAUGAAGCACCUACAAGUCCAAGUCCAGAUAGGACACUUUCGUUGCAGCCCUCUCGAUUCAAGAACGCCGGCACAACGACCUCAGAGCCGUCAAGCAGCUCUAUCGACGCGCUGAGGACAUCGUCACUCAAAGAGGUGAGAAGAGAGACCAUGACUUCGACAAUACUGGGCGAGGAUCAACAGACGGACGAUAAGAGUGUGGGAAUCACUCCAUUGGAGAGAUCCUUCGAUACUACAACCUUGUCUGCACCUACAGACCAAAUCAACGCGCCGCAUCUGCACUCUCGGCUGGCUGCUGAAGAGCACAAGGACGAGAUCGACUUGCUGAGUGGAGCCAGCACACAAGCUCUCUUCUCUGGCGCCCCAAGUUUCAGCGUCGAGUUCAUGGCUGGUCGAGCAUUGCCUAAAGUAUCAUAUCCUUGGGACAGCGAGGUGGAGCAUGAUGAUGCUGACGACUCGAUACACCCCGUGGAACCUUCGUUUAUGGCUGCAACUGUGCACGUACAUCCCAGCAAGAAGCACUCUACAUUUGGUGUCGAGAAUCGUCACCAAAUAUAUCAAGUGAAUGCUGUUGAGGUGCCAAGCUGGCUCAGUGCACAAGGCUUUGAGCCAGGGAGCAUCGGCUUCGCUCACUUUGUGGAAUUGCCUCAAGCUGACAAUCUCGUCACAGAUUCUCUGUACGAUGAUGCCAGUGAGGAGUUUAUCGAAACUUCCAGGAACAAAGUGCUGAUGCAAACUACCCCCGAGCGUAUUGGCAUACGCUAUGUAAAUAUGGACGCAGUAUACGACCGCCUCAUCGAGUUCCAAGAUCUGUACGAAGCAUUUCAACACAGCCCGGAACGCAUUACAAUACUCAACAACCAAAGUCCAGGCGACCUCUACGCGCAUCUCUUUAGCACAUUCUUGACACCGCCCGGCUAUGCUGGAGCCAACCUCGAUCCCACAGGUCUGCAGGUCCAAAUUGUAGCUAUCCUUAGGGUUUUAAACCUAAAGGGGAUUUGGCACGACUUCAGCCUAGUCGAGUGGAGAAUUAGGCUUGGUCAGCUUCUGUUCUGCGACCCGGAGGCUAUGCCCGGGCGAAACGCUCAAACACUGUGGACAGAACGCGAUAUUCUGCUGCUUCAGAUUAGCUUGUCCUGCGAGCUGUUGCUCAGAUUGGAUGCAAUUGCAGCGACCUAUGCUGGCAAGACCGAUGGCCAAACCCGCAUAAGCGCGCAGGAAAUACAAACGUUUCACAACCUUACAAGCAGGAAGACGGACUGGGACUUGAUUCUGGCACACAGAUUUCUGGAAAACAUUCUGGUCAUCAAGGGCAAUGACAAUGGUGCUUUGACACCAGUGCCUGAGCCGCGCGGACUAUUCUCACUCCUUGGCGGGACUACACCCAAGGAACUUCCCAGAUCGGAUGUCAUUUUCCUGCCUCAGCAUCAGUCUCGGCAACUUUCGGGACUCCUGUACUUUGCGGAAUCGAUCAAAUGGCCAAACAUGGACUCGCUCACCAAGUCACUGGCUGAGAAGCUUGGGGUGGUAACUCAGGACGUUGAGCGUACGAUCACACCAUCUUCUCCUAGUGGAUGGUCCUUCAAUCCUACAACGCCUUCGGUUGUCAGUGUGUACGGAACGCCGUUGCAGACCCCACGAUCGGCUACCCAUCAGCUGGAUGAUUAUUUCGGGCGAGUCCAGAAACCCAUCGUAAGACGUAACGACUCACGAUCAUUGCGUGUUCCCUUGUCUACCACGCUUGUGACGUUACAAGACAGUCCGAGCCCAACAAUGGUCGACAUUGGUGGAUGGCUCAGUCGCUCUUUUCUUACCGGCAUGAUCCUUCCAGGGGAAGCCAUUUCGCACUUUUUGAUCUCGACGCUCCUGGAAAACGACCAGCUCGCGAUUUCUGCGCUCGGUGAUUCGGCCAACCUAUACGGUGGCUUCAUCUAUGACGGUAAAACAUGGUGGAGCAAAGCUUCCGUAGUUGGCCGGGUCUUAGCUUGCACCGAAGGAGCACAAGAGUGCAUGGGCUGGAUUUACGUUAGUAAGUUACCAGAAGGGGCAUCCGUCGGCUGGCAUUCCAUACACAGUGAACAACUGCCUGUUGCUUCGCGGAUCAACGUCGACAGGGACUUGGUAGCAGCAGAUGCAAGCGCUGUGCCAGCAGGUCCAGACGUCCCUGUCAGAUCCAAAGAUUUGGUUAUGCCAAAAGACCUUGAGUUUUCUCCAGGGACAGCAGCUCGCUUCCUUCAAUGGGAUCUCACACCACUCAAUCUUGACUUGAUUGAUGUCGACACAAACCUUGGACCACCGACUGAGAGCGACAUAAACACGCCUUCGCUUACCUUUAUGAUUGAAAAGACCGACGAAGAGUGCGUUUUGACUCUCGCCUACGAGGUACAGUUCGUGGCAUCCUGGCCCUGCUACACACCAGCUUCCACAUCAGCUGCAAGCCCGCGACAUGUGGUAAAGAGCUCAAAAUCAGGCACCCUAUCACACACAUCUUCGAAACGCAGCGUCAGCACAAAACUGUCCAGGAGCAACAGCCAUGGUUUUGAACCCCUUCUGUCGCACCCUCCCGAGGCGGCUGGCAUUGGGCCGCAGCGCAGCCACACCACCGAAUGGGACGAGGUGCAAUCAGAAUCUACAGCACUGGUGAGGCCAUUAAUCGCUCACCCUCUCCACGUGUCUUAUACACACGUGAUCGUACCUGUCACUGACGUUCUGAAACCAAAAUUCACGUUGCCCUUCACCAUGUCUGCAAACCGGUUGCCGAUGUGCUCUUCUUCGAUUCUGCCGAGAGACAUGCAUGAAGACCGUUCAGGUGUCAAUGACCGUAGGGCUGUGCUCGUUCUUGAUGCGCGUGGUACAGCAGACCUGCAGCUGCUUGCGAGGGCUUGGUGUGCGGAGAAGGGUCUCCACGCAGUCAUUGGCCGCGUGGAGAGAACUUGCCUUGCUUGUUGCAUUCGCGAAGCGCGUGGCUUGGGCAUCAAUGUCGUCAUCAGGGUAUAG